Messenger RNA from Mizuhopecten yessoensis (Yesso scallop), 1769 nucleotides. Its product is annotated as coiled-coil domain-containing protein 25-like. The coding region runs from base 73 to 699 and encodes 208 amino acids. The record is from RefSeq and is a predicted model, not a curated record. The transcript is spliced from 9 exons. NCBI's taxonomy places the organism in Eukaryota, Metazoa, Mollusca, Bivalvia, Pectinida, Pectinidae.
AUUUCGAGUAAAAUAAAGUGUCCACUUCCGUAGAAGGAAACUACAUGUGGAUUGAGUUGUGAAACAUAAAAUAUGGUGUUUUACUUCACAAGCAAAGUUGUAUCCCCUAGUUACUUGCUGUACAUGGGACUGGACAAACAUGAAAAUGAAGAUCUCAUCAAGUGGGGGUUUCCAGAGGAUGUGUGGUUCCAUGUAGACAAGGUGUCAUCUGCUCACGUGUACCUCAGACUCCAUACUGGAGACACUUUGGACGAUGUACCCCAGGCUGUUAUAGAUGACUGUGCUCAACUGGUGAAAGCUAACAGUAUCACAGGGAACAAGAUGAACAAUGUCGACGUAGUGUACACAAUGUGGGCCAAUCUUAAAAAGACCGGCUCCAUGGACGUCGGACAAGUGGGGUUCUUCAAGGAAAAAGAGGUGAGGAAGGUCCGAGUAGAAAAAAGAAUAAAUGAGAUUGUGAACCGUCUGAAUAAAACAAAGGAAGAGAAAUUCUCUGAUUUACGGGAAGUACGAGAACAGCGGGAUAGAGAGGAGAGAGAGGCUGCUAAGAUCAAUAUGCAGGAGCAAAAAAGGAAAGAAAGGGAAGACGAGGAGAGAAGAAAAAAGGAAUCUGAACUUAGGUCAUAUGAUUCUCUGAUGAAGUCAGAUAAAAUGACAUCAAAUCAGGACGAUGGUAAUGACUCGGACGACUUCAUGUGAUCCUGCCAAGCCAACAGAUUCCACAGUCUUUCACAGUCAGCUAUACAAGUGAACACUGCGUCUUCUGCAAGCCUGUCUCAACGAGGUGUUCAGACAUGUCUCCUUGUUACUUCAGUGUCAUUCCAUUUCAAAAACCACUGGUGUGCUGUAGACAGGGCAGGAAGUGGUGUUUGUGGGGAGUACACAAGCUGUGCUGUGGUAGGACAGGAAGUGGUGUUUGUGGGGAGUACACAAGCUGUGCUGUGGUAGGACAGGAAGUGUUGUUAGUGGGAUGAACACUGGGAGGAUGUUUCUCUGGCAUUGGCCGUUAAUUAUUUAUCUCUCAAAAUACUAAUAAUGUUGUGAACGUUAAAUUUAAGAAAUCUCAUUUAAAACUUCAGUAUAUAAAGAAUUCCUCUUAUAAGAAUGUUAUCAAGAGGUGAAAGCUUGAAGAUAAGAAUGCUUGAAUAGGUGUAGCAAAUACUUAUGAAGCCAGCAGCAAAGGGACAUUUUCAUUCUUACAAUAAUAACACAGGCAAUUCUCGAAAAAACCCAGAGACCCUGAUCACUGUAUUUUGAUUGCUAUAACUAUAUAUAGAUGUACUUUUAAAAAGUAUUGCUAUUUCUUUUAAAUGCGAGUUUAAGUAUUUAUUCUCUCUGGACUUAAGUUAAAUGUAGUACGGGGUACUAUGUAUAUCAUGUCACAGUAACAAUGUUAGAAAUUCAAGAAAAAAUAGCCCCACAUUGUAUGGUUUGAUUGGAUAUUAACACAUGUAUUAUUUUCUUAUGGAAAAAAACUUACCAGUUCAAAUUAUCAUACUUUUUUUCCAGAACUUUGUGAUUCCUUGUUUGGAAUCUCCCUUUGCAACUGUCCUCAAGAUUCCAGGGGUUACGCUCACUUUCCCUCUCGGCACCGGGCCGACCUGGAAUAUGUCAUGACAAAAUUGAAAGCUCAGUCUGAUCCUAUGAUGUACAUCAGAAGAAUCUGUUGAUCGCGUAACGGUAAAAGUGACUGGCUUUAAAGUCGGGUGUCACUCUUCUGUAAUCUUCAAAGGCCAUGUUUCAGCCGCUAGAUUGGUCAGGGUUUUUUU